Messenger RNA from Peronospora matthiolae, 321 nucleotides. Lineage: Eukaryota; Oomycota; Peronosporomycetes; Peronosporales; Peronosporaceae. The record is from the annotation of a GenBank genome assembly.
AUGAGCAAGAACCUGCUUUCGGUGCCACAGAUCAACAGGCAUGGCAAGUUCCAAGUCAUGUUUAACGGGUUCACGAUGUAUGUGACUCUCAAGAACUCACAGCAAGUGAUGGCGACAGCGGAUCUCGUGGAUGGACUUUGCUGGAUUCACACGGCUCAGAGAUCAGCAAAUGUGGCAACAAGUGGAAACAGUUGUUCUGAUCCACAUGCGCGAAUGGGUCACGCUCCAUUUGACGUACUUCGCAAGAUGAUCACGACCAACAUUAUCAAGGGUGUGCGAGUCCCUCUCAAGUCGGAUGGAGCAACUACAUUUCGAGGGUGA